AUGUCUCACACUGCUGUGCAGGGGAGUAUUGGGAGCCGUUCUGCCAUGGGGAUGCACACGUACAAAGUAAGUCAAUAUUCUUCUUUUAAUAUAUAUCUGUACGAGUGUGAGAAUUUCCAAGGUCGCAGGAUGGAGUUGAAUGGCGAGUGUCGCAAUAUCUGUGAUAAGGGCUUUGAUCGUGUAUGCUCCAUCAGAGUGGAGUGUGGCCCGUGGGUGGGUUACGAACAGCAGGACAUGCGUGGUGAGAUGUUCAUGUUGGAGAAAGGAGAGUAUCCUCGCUGGGACACCUGGUCCAAUAGCUACCGCUGUGAUCGUCUCAUGUCCCUCAGGCCAGUCCGCAUGGAUUCCCAGGAUCAUAAAAUCUGCCUGUAUGAGUGUGCAAACUUUGAGGGCCGUAAGAUGGAGGUUUGUGAUGAGGAUAUCCCCAGUCUGUGGUCCUAUGGCUUCUAUGACAGAGUAGCAAGCAUUCAGGUCUCCGGAGGAACGUGGGUUGGGUACCAGUACCCUGGCUACCGUGGUUAUCAGUACCUGUUUGAGUAUGGCCCCUUCAAGCACUGGAAUGAGUGGGGAGCCAACCAUCCCCAGAUCCAAUCCAUUCGCCGAGUGCGAGACAUGCAGACACAUCGACGAGGCUGUUUUGAGAUGACUGCAUAA
Messenger RNA from Neoarius graeffei (lesser salmon catfish), 654 nucleotides. It is a transcript of the gene crybb1l3, whose product is annotated as crystallin, beta B1, like 3. Gene Ontology annotation, molecular function: structural constituent of eye lens. The transcript has 5 exons. Gene Ontology annotation, biological process: lens development in camera-type eye; visual perception. The coding region runs from base 1 to 654 and encodes 217 amino acids. The record is from RefSeq and is a predicted model, not a curated record. Lineage: Eukaryota; Metazoa; Chordata; Actinopteri; Siluriformes; Ariidae.